AAUCCUACAGACUCACUCUUCUUGCUGUAUAUUGUAAAGUGCGGUGAUGGAAUCCGCUUGGGUGAAUACGACGCUGGAUCUCAACGUUAACCCUUUUUUUCAUACCAAUCAAGCUCCGAAGAGAGAAGCCGAUGGGAAAAUGGCCGACUUUGAAGUGAAAUCCCCAAUUAAACAAGAGCAGAUUGGAAUUUUGGUGGAAGAACUGAACCGAGUUAGCGCCGAGAACAAGAAGCUAACCGAGAUGCUAACGGCUUUAUGCGAGCACUACGCGACUUUGCAAAAACAAUACGAGGAACUGGUGAGUAAGAACACUGAAACUGGAUCUUCAAAGAAGAGGAAAGCCGAAUGUGAAGAUUACAGUACCGCCGUGAUUGGCUUCACUACAAACGCCGAGAGCAGCUGUAGUAUUGAAAAUUCAUGCAAAAAGCCCAAGGAGUGCAUUAAUGGCAAAAUUUCAAGAGCCUGCGUGCGCGCAGAUCCUUGUGAUAACAGCCUGAUUGUGAGAGAUGGAUAUCAAUGGAGAAAAUAUGGUCAAAAGGUCACAAGAGAUAACCCGUCCCCCAGGGCUUACUUCAAGUGCUCCUUUGCCCCAAGUUGUCCGGUGAAGAAAAAGGUGCAAAGAAGUGCUGAAGAUCCAUCCAUCUUGGUUGCUACCUAUGAAGGAGAGCACAACCAUACACACCAUUCUCCGUCUGCAUUAUCGUCGGCCAACAACUCUCGCUCAGCUCGUGUCUCUUCUUCUUCAUCGGCUCCCGCUGUAACUGUGGACUUGACGAAACCAGCUGGAUCGGAUGAUGAUACCAAAAAACCUACCCAAAAGGUUGAUCAACCGGCGAUUCAACAGAUUUUGGUUCAACAAAUAGCGGCUUCUUUGACUAGGGACCCCAAUUUCACGGCGGCACUUGCUGCAGCCAUUUCUGGAAAAGUUGUAGACCAGAAGUUGUGAGAUUCAACAAACUUGGGGAGAACAUACCAUGGUUCUGUACUUUUUCUUUUUUGUUGAAAUUGGUAGAGAGAGUUUGAAUUGAAAUGAUGUAAAUAGAAUAUUGAAUCUAAUAUAUAUAUA
Messenger RNA from Hibiscus syriacus, 1066 nucleotides. Its product is annotated as probable WRKY transcription factor 40. Gene Ontology annotation, biological process: regulation of DNA-templated transcription. Gene Ontology annotation, molecular function: sequence-specific DNA binding; DNA-binding transcription factor activity. Lineage: Eukaryota; Viridiplantae; Streptophyta; Magnoliopsida; Malvales; Malvaceae. The transcript has 5 exons. The record is from RefSeq and is a predicted model, not a curated record. Bases 47 to 946 code for a protein of 299 amino acids.